AUGGCUUCCCAACAUGCUUUACCUGAUGGUCUCACUAGGUUAUCUUUCUUUGACGAUGAUGAUUUUGAAAUUGACACCAAUGGGGAGAGUACACUUGUUCUCACAAAUCAAGCAUGUUCCACCUUACUUGGUUGUCAAGAAUCUCUUCCUCACGUUCAUUAUCUAGGUCAUGAGCAUGAUAACCCACAACCGAUUUAUAGUCUUUUAGCUCAUACAUACUCUGGAGGAAUUACUCUAUCAGGUCAUGUACUCAAUUUAUCUUCUAAUGGACCUCCUUCCAUCCGACCUACAAAUGCAACAGUUCAACAAUCCAAUCCAAUUUCGAUCCAUAGUGAUGCUUUCACCGGAACUUUCGAUAGUCUUAGCCAUCAACGUGCGGGAUACAAUGCAUUUAACGGUGCUACACAACCGUCAUUAUGGGAAUUUGGACCGGGAGAAUAUCAAGAUCAUGGUCUUGUACGUAUGGGUACUCACGAAAGACCUAUUACCAUAACCAACCCUCAACAACCUAAUGGUCACUUGGAGGCAAUGCACUUCUUAGCUACCAGUGUUACCGAAGGAGUUCCGUACUCUUUAGGUUUUAUGGGAUGGAGGAAUGAAGAAUUAGAAAAUUCGAUGACUCGUCUCGAACCGGGUGAGAUUCAUUAUGAAAAUACUGAAAACCAGAUUUUGGUUGCUGUUUUACCCAUCAACUGGGAGGAUGAAGGUGGAUUGGAAGAUGUUCCUCUGACUAAUGGGUACUGGUCAUCCAGUCCUACUCAGGCGGAGGACGAGAGUUCUACUCAGGUAGAGGAUGAGAAUUAG
Messenger RNA from Tremella mesenterica DSM 1558, 804 nucleotides. RefSeq lists its product as uncharacterized. The transcript has a single exon. Bases 1 to 804 code for a protein of 267 amino acids. The record is from RefSeq and is a predicted model, not a curated record. NCBI's taxonomy places the organism in Eukaryota, Fungi, Basidiomycota, Tremellomycetes, Tremellales, Tremellaceae.